Molecule: messenger RNA, 1134 nt
Organism: Cornus florida
Lineage: Eukaryota; Viridiplantae; Streptophyta; Magnoliopsida; Cornales; Cornaceae
Product: F-box/kelch-repeat protein At3g06240-like
Exons: 2
Coding region: 1-1134 (377 amino acids)
Source: RefSeq, a predicted model, not a curated record
AUGGGUUGGGUUGGCUGCUGGCUUUUUGGAAAAGCGGGAGAAGAAAGCAGACAGGGCAAUGGGAUGAAGGCGGCAGAGAGUAUAACAUCAAUGCCUUACAUUCCUCACCAUCUCCUUGUCGAAGCCUUACAUUCCUCACCAUCUCCUUGUCGAAAUACUAUCAAAAUUGCCUGUCAAGUCUCUGAUACGAUUUACGAUUCAGAUGUCUGUCUCUACACUGUAGACAUUGGAUCAGCACAUAAUAAGGACAUUGUAGCAGUGAAGAUUGAUAAUAUUCUUGACAUCAGGCCUGAUGAGUUGCUCUAUAUGAUUGGUAGUUGCAAUGGAUUGGUAUGUAUAUGGUUUUCAUUCCGUCGCUCAUAUGUAAUAUUCAAUCCUUCCACAAGGGAGUCCAACCAAAUACCAGAUUGCGAUUUGCUUCGUUUUGAAGAUUAUAGAAGAUGUGGAUUUGGAUAUGACAGUUCCUCUGAUGAUUACAAACUGGUGAAAUUAGGUAGAUGUAGCGUCUGUAUAUAUUCACUGAGAGGUGGUUCUUGGAAAAAGGUUCAAGACUAUGUUGGAUACAAUUUUUUUGUUGAAUACAUUUUUUAUGUUCACACUCAACUAAAUGGAGCCAUUCAUUGGUUUUGUUUGGAUGAGAAUUCAAAUAGGCAAUCAAAGGUUGUUGCCUUUGAUUUGGUGGCUGAGAAAUUAUCAGAAAUUCCUUUGCCUAGUUUCUUCACCAAUGUCCAUGAAACGUGCCAUAUGGGGGUAUUUGGAGGUUGCCUUUGUGUAAAACCACCCCGGAGUGAUGAAUUCUGGGUAAUGAAGGAAUAUGUAGUGGAGCAGUCUUGGACUAAAUUUCAUGCCAAAAUCCCAUUUCCACGAUAUGGGAAGCCACUUGCUUUGUUAAAGAAUUAUGAAACUCUUUAUGAAGAACCAUUCCCACUUGGUUAUACAACACUAGUGACUAGUGAGAGAACAUAUAGGGAUCUUGUAUUGCAUGGCCUACCAAAUGAAGUAAUUUUUGAAGCAAAGUGUAUGCGGAGACCCUUGUACCACCCUGUCCUUCUGAAUGAAGAGCCAAUAUCAAGAAUAAAUGAAAGUUUCCAAAAACUUCUCCGAUUCUUUUUUGCCAAAUCACUGCUUUUGUGA